Cylindrotheca closterium is the source of this 1677-nucleotide messenger RNA. Lineage: Eukaryota; Bacillariophyta; Bacillariophyceae; Bacillariales; Bacillariaceae. The record is from the annotation of a GenBank genome assembly.
AUGACCUCUUCUCAAGGCAAUGUUGAAGUUGCAGAUGCUUCGUCCAUCAGUGAGAUCGGCGUGGAUGAUUUUCUCGCGGGACUGUCGGAUGCCAACGGUUGGAGUGACGAGACUAAGAAAGCGCAGUACUCGGAAAAUUUGCAGGUUCUAGCCAACCAUCUUCUUGAACUGCUAAGUUUGGAGGCAUGCGCUAGAACUGGCCGUGAUGGCCCCGCCAACGAGGUGAAUGAGAUAGUAGCAAAGAUCCUUGAUCCUAACUUUCUCGACGCACCACCCUCAAGAAAGAGCAAGAAGCUCAUCAUUCGAGAAUGGAAAGAGACUGCUGCUGCGCAGCCCAUACUCCAUGCCAUCAUCUAUCGAGUGCUCGGCCUUGUGGAUCUCCGUCACCUGUAUGUGUCGAAGGAACAGAAGACACGAGGCAAAAAUGUUAAUGAAAAGGACCGAGUUAUGGAUUUCUUGGUCCAUGAAAUGCGUGAGCACAUUAUUCACGCCCUUCCAAGCAUGAUUGAAGGUGUAAUUGAAGUGAAGAGGUGUGAGAAAGAGAGCAAACAUGAUAAUCAACAAAUUAACCGUGCGGCGAAUCAAUCAGUCGGAAACUUUGCGAAGAGGUUGCGAGGAGAGCUCAAAUAUCUAGUCAAAGCAUCACUGCAACAUGUGGGAACAGAAAAUGUCGAGGUCUCAUUGAUCAAGACCAAGCCAGUUGAUUUAUUGUCUCAUUCGGGUCUUAAGCUGCUUGCGCGUACAUUGAAUGCCAGUGUCAAUCCGUCCCAAGUGAAACAUGGCGAUGCCACACUAAUAGAAGCAGAACUAAAACUACCUUCAUACGGAAGCGAGGAUAAAUUGACAAAAAUAUCGAUUGGCGAGAUUUUGGGUUCGGGAGCCUUUGGGAUUGUAUACCAAGUUACGUCAGUCGACUCUUAUUCUGAAGAUCCGAAGGGAUAUUUCAUAAAGAUUCCAACAUCCUGCUUGGCGAAGACUUCGCUAAAGGAUGAGGCAAAAAUCUUGGAUGAAUUGAACAAAGAGAAGACUGGAACAAAUAAAGUUCCCAACAUCCCUUGUUGCAAAGCGAAGGGCACCUUCUGUUUGGCUUUCAAUGGCUUUGUGGGUGAAACGUAUGGCCUACUUCUCAAUGGUAUGAUUGAUAAGGCUGCCAACAGUUUAGAUUGGAAUGCGGAAUGCAACAAGCAACACCUGCCAUUUGUCGUGGAGAAGGUGUUUGCUGCUCUAAAGGCUGCACACGACCGGGGUGUGUAUCAUCUCGAUAUUCAACCUGGCAACAUAAUUGUUUCUGACAAGGACAUCUCACAUGACGAGUCGCCUGGGGAUGUGGGCGUGUUGGUGAUUGAUUGGGGUGUGGCAAUCCGUGGCGAGACAGAUUUCUCUUUUCGCGGCUGCGUCCAGUACGCUCACAAUGAGCUACUCGCGCUUGACAGAACCCGAAGUGGACCAAAAGAGGUGUAUGACUGGGCUUCUCUGUUGUACACGUACUACCACUUGCAUGAGGGUGGCUUACCAUGGAAUGCCUUGAUGGAGCACGGGAAGCGAGUUUGUGACACUGGGAUGAGAGAGAACGUAGUCUCGGAUUGGUGGUGGAAGCAAAAGCAGGACAACGAAAAUGGCAAAUAUGGUUUUGUUGAAGCGUUUGCGAAAGUUCUUCCUGAACAACAGAUAGCUUGA